AUUCGACGUAACUGGAAGGUGCUCUGUAGAAGAAGAACGUAACUUGUAUUCUGGUAUUCUCCCGUCCCGCCGCUGUGCCAUCGAUGAGUUCGGUGCUCGUCUUWUCGUGCCUUUCCUCCUCUAGCGAUUGGAUUGGCCUUUCUGUCGCUCACGUGCUUCUUGUUUGGAAGUGAGCAAACAUGGCUGCGCCCACGACCGAAGUUGAGAUAGUUCCAGUCAAAAAGCUUACAGCGCGGGGCCCUCGACGGGUAGCCAAUCAGAUUCCAGAUGAAAUCCUCCAAGACCCUGAGCUACAGGAAGCCAUCAAGGUCCUGCCGUCAAAUUACAACUUUGAGAUCCACAAGACUGUUUGGAGAGUGAGACAAGCAAAAGCGAAGAGAGUUGCUUUGCAGCUUCCGGAGGGCCUGCAGAUGUUUGCUUGUGCCAUUGCCGACAUCAUAGAGAGAUUCACGGAGGCGGACACCAUCAUAAUGGGGGACGUGACGUAUGGCGCCUGCUGCGUGGACGACUUCACUGCCCGUGCCCUGGGAGCAGAUUUCAUGGUUCACUAUGGCCACAGCUGUCUGAUCCCCAUAGACUCCACCACGGGGAUCAAGAUGCUGUAUGUGUUUGUGGAUAUCCAGAUGGACAAUGCACACUUCCUGGACACAGUGAAGUUCAACUUCCAUCCUGGACAAUCCCUGGCACUUGUCAGCACCAUUCAGUUUGUUGCAGCAUUGCAGGCUGUGAGUGCAGCCCUGAGGCCAGAGUAUGAUGUGCUUGUCCCCCAGUGUCGGCCUCUGUCACCGGGAGAAAUUCUAGGCUGCACCUCUCCACGCUUGGAUCGCCACGUCGAUGCCAUAAUUUAUCUUGGAGAUGGAAGAUUUCACUUGGAGUCGAUCAUGAUCGCAAACCCAGACAUUCCUGCCUACAGAUAUGACCCCUACAGCAAGGUGUUCUCCAGGGAGUACUAUGAUCACAAGGCCAUGCGCGUCAGCAGGCUGCAGGCCAUCGACCAGGCUCGGCUGGCCCAGAGAUGGGGUCUGAUCUUGGGCACACUGGGCCGACAGGGCAGUCCCAAAGUCCUGCAGCACCUGGAGACGAAGCUUGAAUCUCUGGGCAAGUCCUUCACUCGAGUGCUGCUCUCUGAGGUCUUCCCCAGCAAGCUGGAUCUGAUUCCAGACGUAGAUGCCUGGGUCCAGAUCGCCUGCCCACGCCUCUCCAUCGACUGGGGAACAGCCUUCUCCAAACCCCUGCUGUCUCCAUAUGAGGCGGCUGUUGCUCUGCAGGAAGUAGGCUGGGAGGAAGUGUAUCCCAUGGACUUCUAUUCCAAUCAGAGCUUGGGGCCGUGGGCGCCCAACCACCCUGAAAACCAGCCGCCUCGGCCCGCUCGGAGACACGCCCAGAAACAAGGCACCGAGCCAGCCCUUCCCGCCAAGAUGUGCGAGCAGAGUCGGGGCGCCCCCUGCGGAUGUGACAAGGGAACGACAGCCUCGUGACCGCUGCUGUCUGUGAUUCAUCUCAUGCCUGCCUCUUUUUACAGAGAGAAAGAGGUCAGAGGGGAGGGAGGGAGGGGAUGGGGGGGUGGAGCGGACCUGACGAGAAGCAAAGAGAGAAGAGUUUUUAUCCUCAUUAGCAGGAUUAGCAGCAAGAUCUAAUCCCUAAUCACAUCCCAGCAGAUCAAACAAACUCACAUUUUGACUGUAUGCUUUUUAUUUUUAAUGUGAGGGGUUUUGUCUCAUAACGGAGGUGUUUAUUUGCUUCAAAUCUACCUGCAUUGCACCCCCCACACCUCCUCCUCACCUUUUCUUCAGCACAGACAUUUGUGACAGAGAGAGAGAACCGGGAGCCGACCUUGAGCGGCGCCGUAUGGAAUAGAAGUCUGUUGACGUGGGCGUCUUCAGUCAAACGCAGCCCGUUUUGUCGGAAAGCGCUGUAAUUUGCCUGACAUUUCCCGAGCCACUCAGACGUUUUCUCUGUGUCUUUCUUUUCUUUUUUUUUUUUUUUUUAGUGGGGAGGCACUUCUGCGGACGUACAGGUGGAAAAAUAUCAACGCCGUCUGGCUCGCUUUGCCCACUCCCAUUUCCAGAACAAUAAAUCAGGAAUCGGACCCUGUGAAGUCUUUCUGAAACGCAGCGCGCCUGUUUACGAAGCCAAGAGCUGCGAGCUCCUAAAUAUGAGGAUGGAGAGCUAGUCACGACUGCUCUCCAUCCUCAUUAUUUAUUGAUGUUGGACCCUGUCGAUAAAUAAAUAAAAAAAAAGAAGAAGAGAAAAAAAAAACCAACCCCACUAUAUUGCUGUUUUCGCUGCAGCAGUAACUGAUUGACAGUAGCCGGCUGCGGCCUCAGAGGAAGAAGUUGUGAAACUUCCCUCACAUCACUGGCUUCUGUCUCAGGUGUAUAGAGUUGUCUUUUGGGGUUUAUGCAGCCACAGCUACUAGCAGACUUUUCUUGUCAUAUUCAUCAUCUGUUCUCCUCGGCAACAAAAAGUCAGCGUGUUGCAGUUCUCCCGCCAGUUAUCAAUAUUUUUCAUGACGCUCACCCCCCCGCUAGUAGCGGAUAUUUUAAAGCGCUUUGUACUCCCCAUCGCAGACUCUGUGAUCCUCAGUGGAGGGGUCAAGAAUAAAUUAUUGACCAGCAGAGCUCGCUCUCUCUCUUAUUUUUUUUCUCACUUAGCUGAUGUUUUAUUUAUUUUUAGCAUAUUCUGUCAGGAAAAAGGAGUGAGGGUUUUUUUUUUUUUUUAUAAAUCCUCUUUCCUUUCCCACAUAAAGUGCACUGCUUUUAAUCUGAAGUUGAUAUCAAUAAAAUAUAAACUGAUUUCUAAAUAUA
Poecilia reticulata (guppy) is the source of this 2807-nucleotide messenger RNA. The record is from RefSeq and is a predicted model, not a curated record. NCBI's taxonomy places the organism in Eukaryota, Metazoa, Chordata, Actinopteri, Cyprinodontiformes, Poeciliidae.